This is a messenger RNA of Heterobasidion irregulare TC 32-1, 238 nucleotides long. RefSeq lists its product as uncharacterized. The record is from RefSeq and is a predicted model, not a curated record. The coding region runs from base 38 to 238 and encodes 66 amino acids. The transcript has a single exon. NCBI's taxonomy places the organism in Eukaryota, Fungi, Basidiomycota, Agaricomycetes, Russulales, Bondarzewiaceae.
GACUGUGGCUUAGUUCUCUUUGCAUUGCUAAGCAGGCAUGAGAAUUAGUGCGGACAUUAACGAUGUAUACACGCGUCAGAAUUCCAGGCUGUUCAACUCUAAGCAGUUCAGCCUUCAACGCUUUCCAUGUCUGAGGAGCGUAUUAAUGGUAUUGCCUCCUGGCUCGAAUCUCUGCUCGAGCCCUCGCGCAAGCUCCACGCCCGAUAGGCUGCCGCGCAAAGCACCAUCUCCAUGUUGA